This is a messenger RNA of Cucurbita moschata (crookneck pumpkin), 1858 nucleotides long. Its product is annotated as inactive beta-amylase 4, chloroplastic. Gene Ontology annotation, biological process: polysaccharide catabolic process. The transcript has 10 exons. The record is from RefSeq and is a predicted model, not a curated record. The coding region runs from base 201 to 1775 and encodes 524 amino acids. Gene Ontology annotation, molecular function: beta-amylase activity. Lineage: Eukaryota; Viridiplantae; Streptophyta; Magnoliopsida; Cucurbitales; Cucurbitaceae.
UAUAGAAUCACAAAACCAAAAUUUGAAGUCUUAAUCCGAUUUCCCAAUAAAAGAUCGUUCAGAGUUACUUCUGUUCGUUAGAUUUUUGUAAUCGGUUCGUGUUCUUCAUAACGAAUUCCCAUGUUCAAAUUGUUACAACCGCAACGGAAAAUCGAUCAGUCGAAGAAUUCUCGCGUUUCUCUUCUUUCCUCUCUCUUGCGAUGGCUACGGUGGAGAGUGGGGGAGUGGUGUGCAGGUGCCGAGAAAUGGGGAGCUGUUUUCCUGGAGAAGCUAGGUUUCAGGGGAAGCAGAUAAUCAAGAAGAAUCUUUCGAGUUUUUCGACUAUUCCAUUCUUUAGGAAUGGUUUUGUCGAUAGACGGCGAUUGACUGCGCGCAACAAUCGCAUUAUCCGAAUGGAAGCCCGGGAGAAAUCAAGAUCAAAAAUAGUGAAUUCAUCAAGACGCAACAAAGUCCCAGUGUUUAUGAUGCUGCCUGUCGAUGUUUUUGAAACGGGUCCUUCUGGGAAAAUGAGGAUUCCUAGAUUCAAGGCCAUAAGAGCGUCCCUGAAUGCACUCAAGGUAGCUGGUGUACAUGGAGUAGCAGUGGAGGUUUGGUGGGGAGUUGUAGAGCGUUUCUCUCCUUUGUCAUACGAUUGGUUUCUUUAUGAACACCUUUUCAAAUUGGUAUCUGACUGUGGAUUGAAAUUGCAUGCUGCCUUGUCGUUUCAUUCGAACAUGCGCUCGACAUUUAGAGGAAAAGAAGGUGUGAGUCUUCCACAGUGGAUUCUGGAGAUUGGUGCUCACAACAGAGAUAUAUACUAUCAAGAUCAAAAGGGAAUGUCCAAUGAUGAUUACCUUACUCUAGGAGUGGAUAAUUUUCCUCUCUUUUCUGGCCGAACUGCGCUCGAGUGCUAUGGUGACUUCAUAUUAAGCUUUGUUAACAAAUUUGAUCACUUAAUUGGAGAUUUGAUAGAGGAAAUAAGCAUUGGUCUUGGCCCUUCUGGAGAGCUUAGGUACCCUGCACAUCCUUUUGAAGAUGGUAGAUGGAGAUUUCCCGGCAUUGGCGAGUUUCAAUGCUAUGACAAAUACAUGAUGGACGACUUGAAGAUGGCCGCAUGCCGUGUAGGCAAGCCUCAAUGGGGCGAGCGAGGACCGCAGAAUGCUGGCGGCUACAAUAGCUCCCUUUCUGCUGCUCCUUUCUUCAAAGAGGGAGACGAAAACUUUCUCUCUGAUUACGGACACUUUUUCCUUGAAUGGUAUAGUGGUAGAUUGAUUCAUCAUGCAGAUGCUAUUCUUGAGAAGGCAGCUCAAUUGUUGAAAAAGUAUAAGAAAAACAAUCUGCCUUCUGUUAUAUUAGUGGCUAAGCUUGGUGGUAUAUACUGGUGGUACAACACAGUAUCUCAUCCCGCAGAACUUACUGCUGGUUACUACAAUACCGAAAGCAGGGACGGUUACGAUCCUGUUACGUCAAUGCUGUCCCGACAUGGUGCAGCGUUACACAUUCCCUGCUUAGAAAUGGCGGACAGUGAAACACCAGCAUCCUGUUUCUGCAGUCCAGAAAGAUUACUCAAACAGAUUGUGGGAACUUCAGAGCAAAAUGUCAUUCAUUUGACCGGGAGGAACACGAACGAGCGGUUCGACAAGGAUGGAUUCUGGCAAAUUCAUUACAAUUGUUGCCGUCCACUAGCAGCAGUUGUUAAAUCCUUCACGUUUUUCAGAAUGAAUGACAAGAUUUUUAGGUUAGAAAACUGGAAUAACUUUCUCCCUUUCAUUAGAAUGAUGAGCACUGACCACUGACCCGUAACAUAGUUUUAACCCUUUCACUUACUGUAAUCAAAACAACAAUUGUUCAUCACUAUUAAUAUUCAUUUGGAUGUUCA